Salvelinus namaycush (lake trout) is the source of this 1654-nucleotide messenger RNA. RefSeq names its product metalloreductase STEAP3-like. Gene Ontology annotation, cellular component: endosome; plasma membrane. NCBI's taxonomy places the organism in Eukaryota, Metazoa, Chordata, Actinopteri, Salmoniformes, Salmonidae. The record is from RefSeq and is a predicted model, not a curated record. Gene Ontology annotation, molecular function: ferric-chelate reductase (NADPH) activity; cupric reductase (NADH) activity. Gene Ontology annotation, biological process: copper ion import.
AUGCCCCAGGAGGAGAUGGAGAAGCCUCUUAUACUUGGUGGUGCUAGCCCCAGACACCUCAAAACCUCCAUGUCCGAUCCAGGUACCCCCUUGGUUGGCAUCCUGGGCACAGGUGACUUCUCCCGCUCCUUAGCCACCAGGCUGGUAGCCUCCGGGUACCGGGUGGUGGUGGGCAGCUGCAACCCAGGCUGUGCCUCACUCUUUCCCGCGUAGGCUGAAGUGACCACCCAGGCCGACCUGGUGUUCGUGGCCCUCUUCCCUGAGCACUACUCCACCCUAGCUGGACUGAGGGAGCCGCUAGUGGGGAAGACUCUGGUGGAUGUUAGUACUGGUACUAAGAUCAACAGUGAUAAGCAGUCAUUUGCAGAGCAGCUGGCCAAUAUUUUCCCAGAGAGCAGUGUGGUGAAGGGCUUUAAUGUGAUCUCGGCCUGGAGCCUGCAGAAGGGGCCAAGGGACGCCAGCAGACAGGUGCUGAUUUGCAGUGACAGCAGUAGGGCCAAGAGCGAUGUACUCCAGAUCUGCCGCAGUCUUGGCUUCAUCCCUGUUGACAUGGGUCGCCUCUCCUCUGCCCAGGAGAUAGAGAACACUCCCCUGUACCUCUUCCCCUCGUGGCGCGUCCCAUGUCUCUCCACCCUCGGCCUCUUCCUCCUCUUCUACGCCUACAACUUCCUUCGUGACGUCGUCCACCCCUACGCCACGGCGGGGAAGAGCACAUUCUACAAAAUUCCGGUGGAGGUGGUAAACGUGACACUCCCCUCUGUGGCCUUGGUGACCCUGGCUCUGGUCUACCUGCCCGGUCUCGUGGCUGCCUUCCUGCAGCUGUCGUGGGGCACCAAGUACAGGCGUUUCCCCAACUGGUUGGAUCGCUGGCUGCAGCAGCGGAAGCAGUUGGGCCUCUGUGCUUUUCUCUGCGCAGCACUGCACGCCGUCUAUAGCCUGUGUUUGCCCAUGCGCAGGUCUGCUCGCUACAAUCUGCUCAACGCUGCCUUCAAACAGGUGAAGGUAGGCCAAGAGGACUCGUGGGUAGAGGAGGAGGUGUGGAGGAUGGAGCUGUAUCUGUCUAUAGGCAUCCUGGGCCUUCUCUCUCUGCUGGCUAUCUCCUCACUGCCCACCGUGGGCAACUCGCUCAACUGGAGGGAGUUCAUCUUCGUACAGUCCAGACUGGGCUACAUGGCCCUGUUGAUGGCCACCCUCCACACGCUGACCUACGGCUGGGACCUGGAGCAGUAUCGCUUCUACCUCCCUCCCACCUUCCUGCUGGUGCUGGUCCUGCCGCUGGCUGUGCUGCUGGGGAGGCUGACUCUGUCCCUGCCGUGCGUGGCUCUCCGGCUGAGUCGUAUCAGGAGGGGUUGGGAGAAGAGCCGAGCCAUCCGGUUCACACUGCCUGAGGACGAGUGUAACGGGCCAUCACAGGAGGACAUCAGUAAUGUUUGAGAGAGAUGCUUGGUUUAGUCUUACAUGAAGGAUUGAAUGAAGGAAGCAUGGAAGACACACACACACACACACACGCAGGCAAGUGGAGAUGGGAGAGAAGUACUGACUGUCAUAUUAAGGGAUGUAAUAUCACCAGCCUUAUGCAUCAAAAGCAGUUUAGGGAUUUCAAUGGCCUUUGUUUUACUAGUGAACAUGCUACUUGUUUGGAUGACAUGUCAUC